GCCGGUAUAAAAUCGAAGCGCCAGGUUCUCUCAAAGCUCCACGUGAAACUGGCGGUAAGGCGCGUGCCACACUCGAGCUCAGUGACUAAAACAAUAUAAAGAUGUAUAGGUUCAAUCGAUCCACCAUGAUGCAGCCCAUGAUCAACUAUGGCAUGGGAAUGGCUCCUUUCUUCAAGGUAACUGUGUUUGAGCAGGAACACUUCCAGGGAAAAUGUCAGGAGUUCACCUCAGAAUGCUGCAACAUCCAGGAGUGUGGCUUCGACAACAUCCGUUCUAUUCGCGUUGAGAGUGGCGCCUGGGUGGGUUAUGAGCACCACGACUUCCAGGGACAGCAGUUCAUCCUGGAGAGAGGAGAGUAUCCUCACUGGGAUGCCUACAGUGGAAACCUGUCAUACCACGUGGAGAGACUCGUGUCUUUUAGACCUGUCUACUGUGCUGUGAGUUAUUCCCUCCCUUUUAUGUGCUAGAAAUCUUAAAGGCAUAUAGUAUUUUGU
Molecule: messenger RNA, 494 nt
Organism: Sinocyclocheilus rhinocerous
Lineage: Eukaryota; Metazoa; Chordata; Actinopteri; Cypriniformes; Cyprinidae
Product: beta-crystallin A1-2-like
Exons: 4
Coding region: 102-467 (121 amino acids)
Biological process (GO): lens development in camera-type eye; visual perception
Molecular function (GO): structural constituent of eye lens
Source: RefSeq, a predicted model, not a curated record